Messenger RNA from Paramuricea clavata, 1224 nucleotides. The record is from the annotation of a GenBank genome assembly. Lineage: Eukaryota; Metazoa; Cnidaria; Anthozoa; Malacalcyonacea; Plexauridae.
AUGGUGCCAAAUGGUGCUGAUGUUGAAUUGGCUCUUGUACAACAAAAUGUAGUCACAAAUACUGCAGAUUCUGUACGCUUUCCUAAAGAGCGAAAGAAACGUGCGAGAUACGUCUCGAUAAUAUUAUGUACAAUUACAGCUAUACUUGUAAUCGUUUUCUGUGUCGUCAAUCGAAAUGUGGUCGAGUACUACCCUGAUGCAACUCAGAAAAAUACAACAAAUGUUUGCUACAAAAAGGAGGGGAAAUUAACCUUUUCCGGCUUGUUCGCCACCGUGUUGGGUUUAUUUGGUGUCGUACUCGGCACGUUGGUCGACCGCUUGUCGCUUAUUGCCGAAGAACGCCAUCAUCUACAAGAACGCUACGACGGAAGUCGUAAAAAGAUGAUCAAAGCUUGCUUCAGUGGAAUCUUAUGGGGUCCAGUAUUCGUUUUGCUAGGUUUGACCUUUGUAAUUGUCGUUAUUCUUAUUUUUACAACGGGUAAGCCGUGGCUUGAGCUAAGCUAUCUUGUGUAUAUUUUCAGCGGAAUCGGCGUGGGUCCACUGAUAAUGCACUUGCUUAAUUUGAACACACAGUCCGAGGUUCACAUUUCUACAAUUCUUGAAGAAAAACAGAUUUAUGUCGCUAACGGACUUGCGUGGUCGUAUUACUUCAACUACCUCGAUAAAGCUUUGCCGAAAUUCAACGAAAAACUCGCCAAUAACAGUUGCAAUACAGUAGAAUAUAAAAAAGGACAACAUGUAGACUUAAGUUCAAAUAAAUUGAUCUUGCUCAUAUCACACGAUUGUACAACAAGAGAUAAUCUGACAAAACUGGAUAAUAAGAUCAGAAAACUAGGAACAUUUUCUAACCGCAAAUACAAAUUUCCUGUUUAUAAAUUAACAUACAACGACUGUAACUAUGUUUACGCCAUACAGUACGUGGAGCAACCCUUACAAACUUUAAAGAAGAUGAGUACGUUGCAAUCUGAAAGCAUCAAGGCACUAGAUGAGAAACAAUGCGACUACCAAGUUAAACUUCUCUGUAGAACACUAUCCGCGAUUCUGAAAAACCCAGACAAUACAGAAUGUGAAGAUACGUGCAUUCUCGUAGCAACGAAGGCGAAUUCUAGAGAAAGUCUAAAUAAUGGAGGGCUAGUUAAUGUCAUAAUGCAAGAAGUCAAAGCAAAUGAAUCCGGCACACUCGAGUAUGAGGAUGGGUUCAUACAAGUCCCCCCACUCGCCUGA